AUGGAUUUAUAUUCCAAAGUAAAAUCAAGAUUUUCAGCAACAGGAAUUGUAUUGAUGUUUCAUCAAAAACUAAAUCUUCCUAUUGGACCACUAUAUGAAUUCGAGAAAUUGAUAAAAUGUCAAUUCAGGUGCACAUUAAGGUAUGAUUUCCAGUGUUGGCAAUCAGAAACUACACAUGGGAGGAAACGGGAUGCUAAAGAGGAUGCAUCCAGAGUGGCAUUGAAAUAUCUGACAAAAACUUACAGAAAACAAGCGCUUCACAUCCAACGUACACUUAUUUUCAAUUACAAGUUGGGGCCAAAGAAAUCGGUGUUUGGUAAAGGUGUUAGACAAAUUUCUCAUUUUACCUUGCCAGGAAACGGAUUACCACCAUGUGAGAUUUGGUUAAACCAACAAUAUCAACAACUCGGCAUACCCAUUAUUCCUGAUUCACUACCACAGUCAACACCACCGCCUAGAAUUCUCUUGGCACGAUUUAUGCUAAAAUAUAAUCUUGGUGUUCCAUUGUUUGUAGACAUUGAUCUGCCAUCAGCAUCAUCAAUAAACAUUAAUACUGGUGAUUGUACUGAUUAUAUUGCUAUAGCAAAAGCGAUAGCUGAUUCUGCUAGCGCUACAUUAACAGCCAAUUCUGCUGGAAACGAAUCAUUCUUUGACACUGAUGCUUUGUAUUAUCUUUCCCUUAUUGUUGGAAAGCGUAAAUUUAAUCCUUCAAAAGGGUCUGUGACUAAAACAGAUGCCAAAGAUCACAUUUCAACCAUUGUAUUCAAGAUUUUGUAUGAUGAGAUUAGAUCAUCCGAGAUUGAUACUAUAGCUAAACAACUUGAAUAUUAUCAAAUGACAAUCGGAAGGACACCUGUGGACAAUGAUAGGCUUUUGAAUGAUUUCAUUGAAGAUAAGGAUCCGGUUGCCGAACCUUGUUCUUCUCAUAAAAAUAUUAAGAAUGAACUUGGCUUUUUUGUGGAAGAAGAACUAUCUGGAAAAGAAGCGGAAAGGAUUGAAUUGGGACUCAUGCAAGAU
Entrophospora candida is the source of this 1017-nucleotide messenger RNA. Lineage: Eukaryota; Fungi; Glomeromycota; Glomeromycetes; Entrophosporales; Entrophosporaceae. The record is from the annotation of a GenBank genome assembly.